AUGGUUGCUAGAAAGUCUGCUCCUUCCUCUGCUCCAUCGCAACCAAACCAACAACAACAACAACCAUCGAGUAGUAGUAGUUCUUUGGUUGACCCUAAUGAAGAACAAUUAAAAAAGAAGGAACAAGAUAAAAAAGAAGAAAAAGAUAAACAUAGGGUGCUAAAGAAUAUGGCAUCAAGAGGUGCAAAGACUAUAAGAGGUCAUUGCACUGGCUACAUUAUUGGAUUCGAUAAACAUUUUAAUGUCAUCCUCAAAGAUGUUGAUGAAGAGUACUCGAUCAUUGAUCAUUAUAGUUCCAAUAAUAAUAAUAAUAAUAAUAACCAAAGAAAUAAGGUUCGUGUGAAACGACAUUAUGGUCAAUUGUUUAUAAAAGGUGAUUCUAUUGUUUCUAUUGGUACAUUGACGAUGACUACGACGACGGCGACAAUGACCAAACAACAACAACAAAUCGAUCCACCACCAUUGACAACAAUAUCGCAAUGA
Molecule: messenger RNA, 483 nt
Organism: Cavenderia fasciculata
Lineage: Eukaryota; Evosea; Eumycetozoa; Acytosteliales; Cavenderiaceae
Product: putative small nuclear ribonucleoparticle-associated protein
Exons: 2
Coding region: 1-483 (160 amino acids)
Biological process (GO): mRNA 3'-end processing by stem-loop binding and cleavage
Cellular component (GO): U7 snRNP
Molecular function (GO): U7 snRNA binding
Source: RefSeq, a predicted model, not a curated record